Molecule: messenger RNA, 570 nt
Organism: Staurois parvus
Lineage: Eukaryota; Metazoa; Chordata; Amphibia; Anura; Ranidae
Source: the annotation of a GenBank genome assembly
AUGGGAGAUAACGUGGGUCAUGAGACAGCGGGGGACUCAUGCCGUUGUCGGUGUAGCAACAUCAGAUGCACCACUACAUUCUGUAGGAUAUACCACACUAAUAGGCAGCAAUGGCAAGUCUUGGGGCUGGGACUUGGGAGGAACAAACUGUACCAUGAUGGCAAAAAUCAGCCAAGUAGAACAUACCCUGCUUUUCUGGAGCCUGAUGAAACCUUCAUUGUGCCAGAUUCUUUCUUGGUGGUACUAGACAUGGAUGAUGGUACGCUGAGUUUCAUUGUUGAUGGACAGUACAUGGGCACUGCUUUUAGAGGACUAAAGGGAAAGAAACUCUAUCCUGUUGUCAGCGCAGUUUGGGGCCACUGUGAAAUCAAGAUGCGUUACAUAAAUGGACUUGACCGUAAGUUUCAUUUUCUUUGUGUUCCACUCCUUGCUGUGUUUACUGGCCAUUUCAUGCAAUGUGGCCACCAGCUGUUCAGUUUGGAUUUUGUUGUACUGGAAAUAAGACUAGUUGCCCACUUGGCUCAGGGCAGAGCAAAUCUCGUGUUCAAGCAGCACCCUAGUGGUGGCUGA